CCCCGGCCCGGUCAAGGCCAACCUCCCCUGCAGUGGGAGCCGGCUCCCUGGCAGAUGCCUGUGGCAGAUGCCACGCAGUUCUGGACCUGGACGCAGCUGUCCCCCGACCCAGGACCCCAGCAUGCCGGACAGCACAGCAGCCCCUCAGGAGAGCCGGCCAGCCGGGAGCCUGGGGACCCCCCAAGAAAACUUGGGAACCAGCUCCCUGACUGAUGGGCCAACACUCUCCAAGGAGCCCCUAAGCCAUGCACUCCAGCUCUCAGAGAAGGUGAAGGAUGACCAGCUGACUCCUCCUGAGGAGGCGCUAUGGACGACUCGGGCCGAUGGGCGGGUCCGCCUGCGCAUAGACCCCAGCUGCCCACAGACUCCCUACACUGUGCAUCGGAUGUUCUACGAGGCUCUGGACAACUACGGGGACCUCAGCGCUCUGGGCUUCAAGCGCCAGGGCAUGUGGGAACACAUCUCCUACUCCCAGUACUACCUGCUGGCCCGCAAAGCUGCCAAAGGCUUCCUGAAGCUCGGGCUGGAGCGGGCCCACAGCGUGGCCAUCCUUGGCUGCAACUCCCCAGAGUGGUUCUUCUCAGCGGUGGGCACAGUGUUCGCAGGUGGCAUCGUCACCGGCAUCUACACGACCAGCUCCCCUGAGGCCUGCCAGUACAUCGCCCAUGACUGCCGCGCCAACAUCAUUGUGGUCGACACGCAGAAGCAGCUGGAAAAGAUCCUGAAGAUCUGGAAAAACCUGCCACAUCUGAAGGCAGUAGUGACAUACCGAGAACAUCCUCUAAAGAAAAUGGCCAGUGUGUACACGAUGGAGGAAUUCAUGGAACUGGGGAAUGCAGUGCCCGAGGAGGCCCUGGACACCAUCAUUGAUGCCCAGCAGCCUAACCAGUGCUGCGUGCUGGUCUACACAUCGGGCACCACUGGGAACCCCAAGGGCGUGAUGCUGAGUCAAGACAAUAUCACAUGGACAGCACGUUUCGGCAGCCAGGCCGGUGACAUCCAACCCGCAGAGGUCCAGCAGGAGGUGGUGGUCAGCUACCUGCCCCUCAGCCACAUUGCUGCCCAGAUCUACGACUUAUGGACGGGCAUCCAGUGGGGAGCCCAGGUCUGCUUUGCCGAGCCGGAUGCCCUAAAGGGGAGCCUGGUGAACACACUUCGGGAGGUGGAGCCCACAUCCCACAUGGGGGUGCCUCGGGUGUGGGAGAAAAUCAUGGAGCGGAUCCAGGAGGUGGCUGCUCAGUCUGGCUUCAUCCGGCGCAAGAUGCUGCUGUGGGCCAUGUCGGUGACCUUGGAGCAGAACCUCACCUGCCCGAGCAGUGAUCUCAAGCCCUUCACCACCCGACUAGCAGAUUACCUGGUUCUAGCCAAGGUCCGCCAGGCACUGGGCUUUGCCAAGUGUCAGAAAAACUUCUAUGGAGCUGCUCCCAUGACUGCAGAGACACAGCACUUCUUCCUGGGCCUCAACAUCCGCUUGUAUGCAGGCUACGGCCUCAGUGAGACCUCAGGCCCCCACUUCAUGUCCAGCCCUAACAACUACCGGCUCUACAGCUCCGGCAAGGUGGUGCCAGGCUGCCGGGUGAAGCUGGUGAAUGAGGACGCAGAGGGCACAGGGGAGAUCUGCCUGUGGGGCCGCACCAUCUUCAUGGGCUACCUGAACAUGGAGGACAAGACGCGUGAGGCCAUCGACAAGGACGGCUGGCUGCACACAGGCGACGUGGGCCGCCUGGAUGCCGACGGCUUCCUCUACAUCACUGGGCGUCUCAAAGAAUUGAUCAUCACAGCUGGUGGAGAGAACGUGCCCCCUGUGCCCAUAGAGGAGGCUGUGAAGAUGGAGCUGCCCAUCAUCAGCAACGCCAUGCUGAUCGGGGACCAGAGGAAGUUCCUGUCCAUGCUGCUUACCUUGAAGUGCACUCUGGACCCCGACACCUCUGACCCCACCGAUAACCUGACCGAACAAGCGGUAGAGUUUUGCCAGAGGGUGGGCAGCAAAGCCACCACCGUGUCUGAGGUCGUGGGGAAGAAGGAUGAGGCCGUGUAUCAGGCCAUCGAAGAGGGGAUCCAGAGGGUCAACAUGCACGCAGCUGCCCGGCCCUACCACAUCCAGAAGUGGGCCAUUCUUGAGAGGACUUCUCCAUUUCGGGUGGAGAGCUGGGUCCCACAAUGAAGCUGAAGCGACUCUCAGUUCUGGAGAAAUACAAAGAUAUCAUCGACUGCUUUUACCAAGAACAAACAAAGUAAUCGGGACCUUCCUUCUCUGGUUUCUUCCGAAGACAGCAGGCUGAGUAGCUCCAUCUGGGUGCACGGGCUUUGGGCAAGUGUUAGGUCUCCAGGUCGGGUACGGUCCUGGCAUCUCCAUUUGCUAGGUCUCAUGCCAACAAUAGCUGACAAUUCCAAGAAGCUUCACGUGCUGAUAGUAUUAAGCGUUGCCUUUUGUCCAGGUUGACAAAUGAAAUCGGCUCUCCUUCCAGAACUAGGGCUGAUGGUUUCUGGCCUUAGUGCAGGUAGAUUAACAAGCUGCUAGCUCACUUAACAGGCCAGCCGGUGGCAGGCUGGGUGUAGGGACAGGGAGGAGGUGGUAGGAAUGCUCAGUUGUAACACACCUAAGGGCCCGGCUGACUCUGGAUCUCGCUGGACAUUGCCAACCCCAUCAUCCCCUUACCAGGCACUCCACCAUGCACACGCCAACUGACUUGGACGCUUAAUAAAACUGCUGCUGCCUGUUGGACUGUAUUUAACGUGUAAUUUGAAAUUAAACUUUUUAACAGAACCGUCAAUAAGUACCUGACGCUUUUUUGUCAAUCGAGCAGCAGACCAGGCCAGUGUGGUGGCUAUUUAACCCACAGGAUGCUGUGCAAUAGGUCAACUAGUGACCCUUGGUGUCCUGGAAUAAGCAAAGGUGCAGGAGAAGGUCAAGGGGAACAUUCCAGUGAAAGCAGCCACCUCAGGCUAGUCUGCUACCACCAUGCCACCCCAGCCACUCUGAUACUUGAAGAAGCCAUUCGUAGGAGCGAGCUGAGCCAGAAUGACCUAAGGCAUCUAAAUGGGAGAUAGGCAGACAAGGCGCACACCUCAGUCCACUUGGGAAUUCUUUAUUAGUGUAAACCCAAGAACCACUGAUAAUUAGCACAAUCCAAUAAAACAGAAGCAGCAGCAGUUUAAACAAAGUAAAAUACACGUAAGUCCGUGAGUCUGGUUACAAGCCUGAAAAAGGACCCAGACGGGCUAUUUGUUGCUGUUAGGAAAGCCCCGUGACCAGGGUGUACUAUGCGAAGCUGCCGGUUUACAGUGUUACACAAGGACCAAGGAGGAUGGGAGUUGCCUUUAGGGUGGGCCCAAAAGGUGCACGAAAAUAGUGACUUAGUAUCUGAGGAUUAAAGAAAAAUCACACUAGGAGUGGGGAACAGAGGAGAGACGAGGAAGUGCCUGAAGAUCAGAAACCAAGCGCCAGUGUGGCACGAAUUUUGUGAACCAGCUCAGGCUGAGUCUGCAGCUCAUCUCUCAUCUUGCCGGUGCUGAGGCAGAGGGCAGUGAUUUGCGGCUUUGGGGGAAGGGGCAGCCAGUGAAAUAUAAAAUGAAUAGCCAGCACCCCAGGCUCCUCAAUUGCUGUCAGAUUAUGUGUUCGGACCUUUUAGCAGUAUCAGUGGGAGUGUGGUCCGCUUCCGGACAAUGACAUACAUGCUGCGGGAGUGAAGGAACACAAGGGUCAGCUCCCACGUCCCGGCUCAGUGUCUGCACAGGGGCUGUGUCUCGCACGAUGCCUGAUGUGUGGCCAAUGAGAAGGAAGGACCACCCUUUCACUUCAUUAAAAGCUCUCGCUGAGAACAUUAAGUCUCAAGGUAACAAAAAUAAUUGAACACACAAUGCAUUUGUGUCUGUACCCAAUAUAUUAUCCAUAUCUUAUUAACAAAAAUUACAUUUCUCAUUAUAUAUUUCUUGGAUCUGAAGUCUUUACUUAUACUCAGUAAUUCACGUAAAAGGACAAAUCAGUCUUUACUUUCCAUGUCACUAAGAAAUAUACCGUAUUUACUGUUUUGAUGGAAACUUUCCCAGGAAAUUUCUCUUGUGCCUGUUUAGUUUUAUAAGAAUAUCAUCUUGUGCUAUUGCCUCAAUAUUCUACUUUAUUUCUGUUAUAUUUUUCACAAACCAAGGAAAUCAGAGAUUUUCUUUAAAAAGUUAGAUUUUUCUCUUAUUAAUUCUGUAUCAUGGUAUUUACAGUGGAAGAAAAACUUUAAACUGAAAUGUAAGAUGGUUAACAAUGGCAAAUGAUACAGUCCACUUGAAGUGUACAAAAAAAGGAUACCAGAUAGACAUGUAAUAAAUAAAACAAGCACUUGGAAAAAGUCCUUUGAAAGCAGGCCUAGGGACAUCGCCUGCAUCCUUUGCACAGAUUUUUGUUAGGAAAAGGCCAGGUCUAGAAAUGGACUCUGUCAAGAAA
Messenger RNA from Sus scrofa (pig), 4435 nucleotides. RefSeq names its product acyl-CoA synthetase bubblegum family member 1 (gene ACSBG1). Gene Ontology annotation, molecular function: long-chain fatty acid-CoA ligase activity. Gene Ontology annotation, cellular component: membrane; endoplasmic reticulum. Lineage: Eukaryota; Metazoa; Chordata; Mammalia; Artiodactyla; Suidae. The record is from RefSeq and is a predicted model, not a curated record.